AUUAAAUAAGGAUUUAAAACUCUCCGCGCCAACCAUCCAACAACUUUCGCUUUCUAGUCUUUACCGAACCUGGUUUAACAGCAACGACAAGAAAUGUCAAGGAGUCAUUUCUUCAAACACCUAUCGUACACUCUCGUUCACCACCACUGCCCAUCAUAUCUUUCUCCUCCACUCUCGGUUUACAAAUUUCCACAUCGAUGGAAGAAACCCAGCUCUUCCUCACUCUUCUCAAAAUCUCCCAUUUCUUCUUCUUCUUCUUCAUCACUCUUCUCUUCUUCUUCAGUCACUGCCUCGCCCUCAACAACAACAACAACAAGUGAAUCCUAUGCUUACCUUUCUGUUCUCAUUCGAUGCCCCAAACAUGUCGCUGAUAGCCUUUCAGAGGCUCUUUUAUGUUUUGGUGCCAGUUCUACAAGUAUGGAUGAAGAUGAUGACUUUGAUGGUUCUAAUGAGGUCUGCAUUGAUUCCAUAUUUCCUGAAUUUGAAGAUGUGGACAUGUGCCUUUCACAAGCAGCCAAUUCCAUUGGCUUGAAAGAGACACCCCCUUAUGAGGUUAAUCUUGGGGAUCAAUAUGAAUGGGUUCGGAAAACUCAGGAAUCAUUUCAUCCAGUUGAAAUAACUGAAGGACUUUGGAUUGUGCCCGAGUGGAGAUCUCCCCCUGAUGUUGAAGCAACAAAUAUAAUCCUGAAUCCUGGAUUAGCUUUUGGAACCGGGGAGCACCCUACUACUAAGCUAUGUCUGUUGCUACUAAAGAAGUUAAUAAAGGGCGAAGAACUUUUCUUGGAUUAUGGCACAGGUUCUGGAGUUCUUGCAAUUGCAGCACUGAAGUUUGGUGCUGCUUUAUCAGUUGGAUUUGAUAUAGAUCCUCAAGCAAUCAUGUCUGCACGUCAUAAUGCCACUCUGAACAGUAUAGGACCUGAGACAAUGGAAUUGCACUUAGUUCCUGGCAAAACCUGCUCCUCCUUGGAUGGAAGAGAAGAUGAAAUGGUGAAAGAGCAGAGCUGUUACGGAACUGGAGUCAUCUCUGGAACAGAGAAAUAUGAUGUGGUCAUUGCUAAUAUUCUCUUGAAUCCACUCUUGGAUUUGGCAGAUCAUAUUGUUUCUUAUGCUAAAUCUCAGGCAGUUGUUGGCAUUUCUGGUAUUAUAUCCGAGCAGUGCUCAUGUAUUGUGGAUCGGUAUUCAAUGCUCUUGGAAGACAUAUCAGUGUCAGAGAUGGAUGGUUGGGCCUGUGUAAGUGGAAGGAAGAAAAUUUAGUUUAAUAGAAGUUGAAGAAGAUCCUAGACACUCCUAAAACUAUGAGCAUAUAUACACCACGGGCUGAAUUUGAGAUUCAUUUGUCGAUAGCUGCGAUCACUCUCAAGUCAUGUAGGUCCGGUGGAAUUCUGAAAGCCUUGUUGCUAACAUCAUUCCAACCUGGGGCGUGGAAUAUUGUGAAACUCUCUUGUGGUGCAUCAAACCUGAGAAAGGGUUGCAGUUUUUCGGAGGUGAUAUUUCUCACCUUGCGUUUAGUCUUUGAAAAACAUUAUUGUCUCAUUAAUUGAUCUGGGUGGGUCUCAAAGAAUUGCAAAUCUGCCUGCAAAAGCUUUUCAACUAGCAUAGUUCUGAAGAAGGUUAACUGUACAGAUAGCUGAGAUUAAAUUGUCCAUUUCAUCAUCAAGGCUUUCGGACCCCUUUUCUAA
Messenger RNA from Populus nigra (black poplar), 1679 nucleotides. RefSeq lists its product as uncharacterized. The record is from RefSeq and is a predicted model, not a curated record. Gene Ontology annotation, molecular function: protein-lysine N-methyltransferase activity. Gene Ontology annotation, cellular component: mitochondrion. The transcript is spliced from 7 exons. Lineage: Eukaryota; Viridiplantae; Streptophyta; Magnoliopsida; Malpighiales; Salicaceae. Gene Ontology annotation, biological process: peptidyl-lysine trimethylation. The coding region runs from base 94 to 1254 and encodes 386 amino acids.